AUGUUCGAAUCGCCGCGUGAAACACAAUCCUCAAAGGCCAAGGCCUCGAGCAUGACUUUGCCUCCUAUCUCCCAGAGUGCCGACAAGAGCACCAUUUGCAAACGUCUGGGGAUCAACGAUCGCGUCCACAGGUUACUUCUUAAAGAAGCCGAAGCUGCUCGUGACGCGUUGAGCAGAAACCCGUAUAGCUUGACAGAACACUCAAGAGCAGAUCCUUCUGUAGCGGAGCCCUACAGGUGGGACGAGAUAUCGGAAACUGCGAAGCACUCGCACGUCUUGCUGGUAGUUCGCAGUGCUUCCGAUGAAACACGAAAGUGCUACGAACUCGGGCGUUAUCAGACACAGGUCAAUGAAGAAAACUGGGUGGCCAGGUGGUACCUCUGGCAUAGCUUUCGCUAUAGGGACAAUAGGCCGAGAGAUAGAGUCCCAAACACCAGUAGUGCCCCACGUGGUGGAGGUGAGUGCCCAUAUGUACUAGGACACAGCUAUACUAUGAUCCAGCUCGUGACUAUUACCGCAGAUGAGGUCCAGUCCAUACACCACUCUCAAAAUGACGACAGUAGUAUAAAGGAGAAGAACGCAAGUCUGCGACGGCACCUGCCUUUGUAG
Messenger RNA from Pyrenophora tritici-repentis Pt-1C-BFP, 609 nucleotides. NCBI's taxonomy places the organism in Eukaryota, Fungi, Ascomycota, Dothideomycetes, Pleosporales, Pleosporaceae. The record is from RefSeq and is a predicted model, not a curated record.